AUGAGAGGAAACGAACCAAGUGAAAUGAAACAACUGGAUAUCCAAAACGGUGGAAGUUCAACAUCGGCAUACUCGCGUUUGGCCUUUGAGACUUCCAGAGACUCAGUGGCAUUUAACUCUGUCGAAGUCUCCACUUCCCACAACGAUUCAAAUCACCACAGUUUAAACACAUGCCACCUUUUCGAAUCUUCCGACUCCUCCUCUGGCUCCUCUGGCUCCUCUGUCUCAUCAGCUAGAAAAGAAACAUACUACAGCCUUUCGAAAACCUUUCCAGAAGCUUUGCCCAGCAGUGAUAGCCUUGAUCGCGCAGUGCGGAAGUAUGGUUUCUUGCCGUGGAGACAGCUAGUAUCAAAAUUGUCUUCGAAAAUAAUCAAAGAAUCGGUGCCAGCAUGGUUCUUCGGCAUUCUCGGAGGCUUUGUAGUUGCUCUACUGGUCCUUUGCGCAAAUGUUUCCGUUCUAGUGUGGGUUCGAACCCGAUUCAAGGUUGUCCACGGCACUGCUGCUGUAUUUACUGGAUCUUGUUCUAGGGCAUCCACUAUCACAACCUGGGUCGAAUUGGCUAUCAAUGUUCUGUCCACUGUUCUGCUGGCAGCCAACUGUAACUGCUCUCAGCUACUUGUCUCGCUCACAAGAAGCGAAAUUGAAAAGGCUCAUCUUCAUGGACGUUGGGUUCAUGUUGGCGUGGCGAGUCUGAGAAACUUUGGCUAUAAUUCCGUCGUUUUCUCCUCUUCGUACACCGCGGACUUUAUCACCGCUCUUGUUACAGAAUCUUUUGAACGUGGAGCUUGGUGGAACGAGACUUAUGCCCUUGCAUCCUUUGCGGCCAAUUCGAGUCAAUAUGGAGAUGUUCCUAAAGACGGCAACAGCGCACAGAUCCCAGUGACUACCUUGAAAUCAUUGCAAAGCAGCAUACACAAUUUUACGAAGCUAGAGAAUGAUGAAUGCGAGGAUACUUUUGGAAGUCGGAGCUUGAAUCUACCUUAUCUGAACGUUCUUCUCGUCACUAACUACACUACCAACAACUCCUUUGUCGAUGGAUCGAUUCAUUAUCCGGAGCGAGGUAUGAAUGACAUACCAUGGUUCAAUGCUACAGGCAAACCUCUUCCGCCAUCAUACGCAGCGUGGACCUCAGUCAACAUGUUUGAUGUUCCUGUGCCACCACAUGACCCGAAUCCUUACACGUACUCUCACGGGGAGUAUUGGAAUUUGCCAGUUUCUAAGUGCAAUACUACAACCUGCUUCGCCGAACCAGCAUGGAUUCAAUACUGCUUAGCCCAACCAGUAGCAGAUCUUCAGACGAGGUGCACUAUUAGCGUCAGUACGAAUCUUCUCGUGGCGGUCAUUGUUUGCAAUUGCAUCAAAGCAAUUUGCUUAGCGAUAUUUCUUGCUCCAGACUUUCAUCCUCUUGCUACUGUUGGCGAUGCUAUCGAGUCUUUUAUGAACCGCCCCGAUCCACUCACUUUGAAUUGUGGUCCAGUGUCAAUGUUUCAGCUAUUGCAAAUCUCAUCCAACGACGCUGGCAUGUUUGGAACUAUUGGUGGGCGUGAUUCUUUUACAAGUUUCAAGGAUUUCUUCAGGAAGCAGAAAUACUUGAGCUUAGACAUAGAAGCUAUCUCCAGCACAGCUCGCGUGUGGGGACACAACCCAAGAACGUGGUCAAGUUCAUUGAGCUCACCGUUCCCUCAUUAUGCACUACUUUUCUGCGGUGCGGUAUAUGUGAUGAUACUUUCUAUUUCGGUGAAGAACUGGGGAGGUGGCCUAUUCUGGUCUCGCAGUAAGACAUUAUCAGGCUAUCACAGCGCCUUCGCGACCUCAUUCCUCCAGCCUUUGACAACCAACGCCCUCCUGAUCAACGCCCCACAGCUUGCAGUAUCUAUAGCCUACAUGCUGUAUACCACUAUGCUUACCACCAUAGGCGUAUACCUGACCAACGUCCAGGUCUACAACAUAGCAGGCCAAGAAGUUCCCAGUCGACAUCGUCUUUCAUACGAUACUAGCGGGCUGCCGUUGUUGUUCGCAUUCCUUCUGGGAACAUGUUUCGUGGCCCUCUUUGCUGUCUUCAUGAGACGAAAAUUCGGAACCGGUAUGCCGAUUAUUGGGACUUGUAGUCUGGCAAUUACGAAGUUAGUGCAGCUUGUCACCCUGUAG
This is a messenger RNA of Mollisia scopiformis, 2148 nucleotides long. RefSeq lists its product as uncharacterized. The record is from RefSeq and is a predicted model, not a curated record. Lineage: Eukaryota; Fungi; Ascomycota; Leotiomycetes; Helotiales; Mollisiaceae. The transcript has 4 exons. The coding region runs from base 1 to 2148 and encodes 715 amino acids.